Molecule: messenger RNA, 2608 nt
Organism: Leucoraja erinaceus (little skate)
Lineage: Eukaryota; Metazoa; Chordata; Chondrichthyes; Rajiformes; Rajidae
Gene: cckar
Product: cholecystokinin A receptor
Exons: 5
Coding region: 404-1681 (425 amino acids)
Biological process (GO): neuropeptide signaling pathway
Cellular component (GO): membrane
Molecular function (GO): neuropeptide receptor activity; gastrin receptor activity
Source: RefSeq, a predicted model, not a curated record
GACUCUCUCGGUGCCGGCCUCUCCCCGCAUCUUCACAUUACAGGACGCGCUUCAACACGUCCCGCCCGGAGCUCCCGAUAAAACGACCCACAGCGGCGGCCACGGCUCCGGAUUGGCAAAUAUCAAAGCGCUCGGACCAUUGGUAUUACACGCAGGAGGACCGACCGCGAUGUUAUUUAUCGGUGCCUUCACGAUAAAUACGUUUUAAAGGGAUAAACAGAGACAUAGAACAUAGCCGGGACAUCCCGUAUAUAGAACAUCCCUGCUGAGCCGAUAUCGCCAUUGCGGUUCCUUGGAAGUCGGGAAUAUAUUGAGGGCGAUAUUUAUUUGAAUGUAUCAGUGUGUUGGGUAUAUUGCACUGCCCUGCCCGGCACUGUGAGGCGGCGCUAGAAGGCAGACAGACAUGGAGACGGCUUCUCAGCUGCUGCUGAAUCUGACGGAGAUGCCGGGAGUUGCAGCGACAGCGGGGACCAGGGGCCGGAGCGGCUGCGAGGACGACCAGUGCCGCCAGGCAGCGCGUCCCGCCAAAGACCUCGAUCAGACCGUGCGGAUAUUUCUUUACUGCCUGUUCUUCGCGUUGAGUGUACUGGGGAAUGUGCUCAUCAUCGCCGUCCUGCUGAAGAACAAACGGCUGCGGACUGUAACCAACACCUUCCUGCUCUCGCUGGCGGUCAGCGACCUGAUGCUUUGCCUCUUCUGCAUGCCCUUCACCCUCAUCCCCAACCUACUCAAGAAUUUCAUCUUCGGGAGUGCUGUCUGCAAAGCUGUCGCCUACUUCAUGGGUAUUUCUGUUAGCGUUUCCACCUUCAGUUUGGUGGCGAUUUCUCUGGAGAGGUACAGUGCCAUCUGCAAACCACUUAAAUCCAGGGUGUGGCAAACCAGGUCUCAUGCCUUCAAAGUGAUUGCCGCCACUUGGUUGAUCUCAGUAACCGUGAUGUUACCGUAUCCCAUCUACAGCAAACUGGUCCCCUUCACCAGGGUCAACAAUAGCACCGGUAACAUGUGCCGCCUUCUCUGGCCCAACGACAUCACCCAGCAGUUCUGGUAUAUUUUCCUGUUACUGGUUCUCUUCCUGGUCCCCGGAAUAGUGAUGAUGAUUGCAUAUGGAUUAAUAUCCCGUGAGUUGUACAGCGGCAUCCAGUUUGAAAUGAGCCGGAGAAGGAAGAACCAAGAACGGAACAGCAACAGGGGCGCCAGGAAUUGUGAGGAUGGAGACGGGUGUUACAUGCAACACGUCAAACGCAGGAGGACAAUGGAGAUGCAGGGGUUAUCAAGCAGCAGUCGCGCUAAAUCGAGCAGAGCAAGAAGCACCAGUUCCACUGCGAACUUAAUGGCGAAAAAGCGAGUGAUUCGGAUGCUGAUUGUGAUUGUCAUCAUGUUCUUCAUCUGCUGGACUCCGAUCUUCUGUGUCAACGCUUGGCGAGCGUUUGACAAGCUGUCCGCCGACAGAUUCCUGUCCGGGACGCCCAUUUCAUUCAUCCAUCUGCUGUCUUACACAUCGGCCUGUGUAAACCCCAUCAUCUACUGCUUCAUGAAUAAGCGAUUCCGCGUGGCUUGCUUCGCCACUUUUGCCUGCUGUCCCCAGCAGCGUGUCCAGCUGAGAGAAGUGGAGGACGAGGGCCGGACUACCACCGCCUCCCUGUCCAGGAACACCUACACCAACGCCUCGCCCCCCUCCUGACCUGGACGCCACGACCUCAAUUAUAAUGUUCUCGCAUUGGCCCCGUCUAUUUACACAGAUAUUCGCCUCGUCCAAUUGACCACUAUUUAUUUCGUUUGCAAGCGAUGCGUCGAUAAUGACACAAGAAGAGAACGACCGUGAAAUCUGUUUCAAGAGUCAAGAGAGUUUUAUUGUCAUAUGUCCCGAAACGGAACAAUUAAGUUCUUACUUCCCGAGUACUGUAAACACCACUCUGUAAACACGUGACGACAACAAACACGCAAACAGACACCGCUUUCCCUGGACAUUAUUUGCAGAGAAUAAAACGCACUGCACAGUCGAGAUUACGUUUAAUUAUUCUUUCCGAUGCAUCUCUGUCGCCUGCUUCUUGUGGCCAUUCCUCAAACAUUGGCGGCAGGAAGAAGACUGGAUUGUAAGCAAAUGAUUAAAACAGUGAUUACUUUGCUGGCAAUGAUUAUGUUAGGGGAUUAGGGUGUGUGGCAGCCAGUGAGUGGCACGGGCUGAAGUAUCUAUUUCCGAUACGAGACUGACUACGUUGAGUCCGCCAGUUCACCAGGAGCGGAUGGGGGCAUCUGUCUGCCCUCGCCUGCCCGGUUGGACCCCCCUCUACCUCGCCUCCAUCAGCCAGGAGAGACAGCUGAAGCCGAUCUCGGCCUGAAACGUCGCCCAUUCCUCCUCUCCAGAGUUGCUGGCUAUCCCGCUGUUACCCCAGCAUUUUGUGUCUAUCUUCAGUCUCCGCCACAGUCGUUACAAAUGCGUCCGCGCGUUUACUUUGCCAGGAUCCACAGUCCGUUGACAGAAGCGGAAUCCUUGAAUUACGUGUAACCAGAUGUCUGUAAGAUCGGUGCACCCGUCCAGCCCUCAAAGUCGCCACGCUUGCCCCGCUGCUCUAUGUUUGGUUUUCCAAUAAACGACAAAUGCACAUCA